AUGGGUCCAAUGGUGAAUCGGAUGAUGAAUGAGAAAAGUGAUUUUCAGGAAAAUGCUCCACUUCGUUAUUCUAUCGGUUCAUUUCGUGCUGCUGCUGCUGCUGAUGGUGCUGAACAAAUUCAUAAAUUUAUCAUUUUUCGUUGCAGAUUAAUGCUUUCUUUCUUGAUUCACUUUAAAAAAAUAACCUCAUUUUCAUGUAGAUUUUUCACCUCGGACAUGGGUGACUUCAUGACUAAUUUUCAGUCACUUCCACUCAUUUCCGGGAUGAACAAUAUGAAGUCAAAAGUUGCGCCAUAUAGUCUUCUAGAAGAAUUCUUUUUCAACUUCAAAACUCCACCUCUAACAGUAGAGUAG
Molecule: messenger RNA, 354 nt
Organism: Clunio marinus
Lineage: Eukaryota; Metazoa; Arthropoda; Insecta; Diptera; Chironomidae
Source: the annotation of a GenBank genome assembly